UACAGCUGUGAUUUAAAUUUCGGUUUUUAGUGAUAUGCAAGAUGUCAUUUGUUCGGUUUAUGAUUAAAAUCGUUAGAUUUGGUUUCGGGAGUAUUCAUGAAGUCAUGCUGAAAAUAGGACUGAAAAUGUGACCUAUAUAACUGGUGUUGUUUUCAUCUGCUGCAGUUCACGGCGACUAGUUAAACGCGUGGAUUAUCUCUCCUCGGAUCACCUUGGACGAAACAUGAGUUUCGCUAAAUGGAGGGUCUAAUGAUGGAGAGACGUAGUCGGGUCACCGCGUGCGUGCUGCUGACGGUCGUCUCCAUGGUGAUCGCUGAUUCACCUGCUGCAGUCCGGCCUUUGGAGGCUCCAAACAUGCCAAAUGAGUUUUCAGUGGAAGUGCUACGUAAUGCAUCCUCCGCCUCGUCUGGAUUUUCUCUUUCACCUAGUUUGGAUCCAUCCAAAGCCACAGAGAGUUACAAUCACAAUGUUAACACUGGAUCGGUAUUCACUUACUCCCUGAACUCUGUCACAAGCCCAGAGCCUCUUGCCACACCUCCUUUAAAAGUCCUAAAGUCUGGAGAGGGAGUUGGAUAUACCCGCAGAGGUUCCUCCAGACAGCCUCGACAACUAAUUUCUCCAGUGCCUACCUCCCAUAAUGUGCCCUUAUCUUGGUCUGCUAUCAGCCCAGCUCCCCAAAUAUCACAGGCUACAGGUUCAUCUGUGCCGUCUAGCUUGCCUUCAGUUGGACAAGAUUCUCCGUACGAGCCUCCUGUUCUUUCCCCUCAAACGCAGUAUGGGACGGUGGGAGUCAGUGACUCUGAGGUUCCUUUUGUAGACCGAUGGGAACCAUCCAGUAGAAUCCAAGACCUCCAGUUGCAGCCCAGCCAUGACCCAAACACCCAGAUAAGCUAUCAGCCGGUGGAACCAAGUAAUGUUGUACACCAUCAAAUGACUUCUGUGUCUGUCGAGCCAACUAUGGGCCCACCCGAAGACUUUUUCCCAACCAACACCAUGGAUGUGGACUAUGGUUCUGGAGAUUACCUAGAAACAAUGUCCUUCAUGGGAUCUGAAGGCAACGACUAUUCACUGGUUAGCAAUCUACCCUCUGAUACGUAUGACUUUGAGGACUCAAAUUCCGAGACCUAUGACACCACGUUCCCCACAAGAAUGGUGAUGUCAUUUUCCAGCAAACAUUUGUAUCCUUCAUCUAUCAGUGUUACUAAUUCUUUCUCCAGCAAACUUGUUGAAAGUUCCAGUUUUAAUAGCAAUUCAACCUUGAAUGGAGCCACCACUGACUUAACCAAACACGUAACAACCUUUCAGAAUUUUACAACUGUUGUGCCCUUUACCAUGUCAAGAACUCCAGUUUUCACCAAUAUUUUGACAUCAGACCUUGGCCACACAAUUUCUCCAUCUCUUUCAACUAUCCAGCCAACCAGAAUCCAUUCUUUAACCAUUCUCCCGACAACUUCAGAUGUCUUAAACCAGAACCAGUCUGUCAACGAGAGCUCAGAGUUGGCAUCUGACUGGGCAGGCACUGUUACAGUCCAACCCACUGAUGUACUUUUACCAGAUAUGAACAGUUUAGAGUACUACACCAUCCAGUUGACCAAGGACAAUGGUAGCUUGCCAGAGCCCACUGCCAAUCAGACGGCCUCUAGUGUUUUCUCUUUCAUUACGGUUGGCACCACACAUAUUGUUAGCACUAGAACCUACACCAUUGACCCAAGUUACAUGCUAACAACUUUGUUUGAUGAAGAUCUACAGCCUACAGGUAACAGUUCCUGGGCUGAGGAAUCCUCAACUGAUAUCUCUGGAUUUGAGCCUUUUAACACCACUAUCUUGGAUCCCUCUGAAGUUAGACCGAGUUUAACAGAUACUACAGUGCCAUAUUUAAAGCCGUCAUUUACACCGACACCCUCAAUAGACCUUUUAACUUCGAUGGGAGAUAUAAACUCAACUACUGAUUGGGCUACCACACCUUUUAUAGCAUACAACACUUCAUUACUGGUGACAACCCCACCUCCAGUGACAAAGGAACCAGAUGGCACGUCUUCUGUUAAUGACAGCCAAUGGAUUAUCACCUCACUCUCAUCAGAGACCUUCUUUCCUAGUAGUGUACUUCCCACUGUUUUAGUAACCACCUCUAUCAGUGUUUCUGAAUACCCAACUGACUCAACCUUCAACAUCACCUCCACCCCUCCUGCAACAGAGAUGGCUGAUGAAGGAUUCGUGUCUGGAACAACAUCUGACACCAUGGUUACUGAUAACGAUAACACCACACCGAUCGGUAGCCUUACAACCACGUCCUCCCCAGGAUUACAUAAUGACACCACUGUCAAGCCUUUCACUAUCAUAAGCUCCAACAACACAACAGUGACUUCCGUGAACGAUACAUCAGUUACAACCCUAUCUACAACCCCUCCAACGACCACUGUCCGGAAGUAUCUCUGCAACAUCACUAAACCUGACACCUACUUGAUCAGAGUUGGGUUUCCUCCAGGGUCCACUGCUGGAUAUGCCAAAGCCAAAGUCAGAGAGAUUCUCAAAGCAGAGUAUAACCGCUCUGUGGAGCUACAGGUAGUGAAAGCUCCUCCAGACUUUGUGUUUCGUGCUGUGUCUGGUGCAGUGGUUUAUACUGCCAUAUCAGUCAUUAAUGCCCUGAGAAUCUCUGCUCGGACCACCAGCUCCUUUAUCAGCGUGUCACCCAUCAGUCCUGUACCAGGCCCGCAGUACCAUGUACAUACAGUUCUUCAGUUUGUACCCAGCCAUGUAGAUGUGAGAAUGUGUACCUUCAGUGAGCAGGCAGAGAAGGGUCUGAUCACAGCCUUAGCUGAAGUCCGCCGACGCUCACAGGAAUCCACAAACUUCACUGUGAAUAUUUUAAACGUCACCAAGAGUCCUGUGGACACGGCGGCACAACAGCAGAAGGUUCCAGUGGAGAUCACCUUUGCUGUGCACGAUAUCCGCGGGUAUGUGCCAGGGACAGAGGUGAGCGCCCAGCUUCGACAACUCGGUGUGGUUGAGUACAGCUACUACCUUGGCUACCCUGUAUGGCAGAUUGCAGAACCUUUCCACUACCCAGAGCUGAACUCAACCCAACUGCUUCGUUCCUCAUGGGUUAGAACAGUGGUGUUGGGAGUGUUGGACCAGCGCGAGAGUGACAAGAUCUUCAAGGCUACGAUUGAGAGGAGACUGGCUCAGUUGCUGGGUGAUGCAUUGGGUGCGGGGCCCCGCUUUAGAAGAGCAACUAGUGUGGGAAACAACAGCGUACAGAUUGUACAGACCACUCCUCUUGUGGGCCCUGACAGCCCUCUGGAGAUUAUCUACUUUGUGGAAGGAGCUAACGGACAGAGACUUCCCGCCGCAACCACAGCCAACAUGCUCAACAGUCUUGAUGUGCAGCAUGCAGCGAUCAUCAUGGGAUACCGCAUCCAGGGCAUAUUAGCACAGCCUGUGGAAAAACAGGCCUCACCUCCCUCAGACACAGAGAAGACCAACACGUGGAUAAUCGUAGGAGUGGUGGUCCCCGUGGUGGUGGUCGUCAUUAUAAUAACUAUACUGUACUGGAAACUCUGCCGCACUGACAAACUGGAAUUCCAGCCAGACACCAUGAGCACCGUCCAACAAAGACAGAAGCUGCAGGUGCCCAGCGUGAAGGGUUUUGACUUUGCCAAGCUGCACAUGGGCCAGCACAGUAAGGAUGAUCUCCUGGUCAUCCAGGAGCCGUUGCCACUUCCUGUGGCCGCCAAGGAACAGAGUCCAGCUGAGAACGCAGAGGUGCCCACACCAAAGUCCAAAGCCUCCCGCAAUGGCCAGCGGCGCAGGGGCCAGAUUUCUCCAUCCGAGGGCGACUCCAUAGGCAGUGAUCCACCCAGCGACAGAGGGUCACCUGAGGAGGGCAUUAGACCCGCGGGUCUGCCCAUCGAUCUAAAGCAACCACAUAAACCAGCCAUCAAUGGAUUAAAUGGGAAGAAUAAUAGAAUUGGUCCACCCCCAAUGAAUGGCAUGGAUGAGCCCUUAUCUUCAGCCUCCAUUUUUGAGCAUGUGGACCGAAUGUCCCGCCCAACUGACGGCCCUAAACGCCCUCCUAAUAAAAUCCAGCUCAUCGCCAUGCAGCCGAUGCCAGCCCUGCCCUUACCCAGCUUUACAGCCAAUGACAGAGCAGCAGAGAAGACCAAGCUCAACAAAGAGAUCCAGGUGGCUUUACGGCACAAGUCUGAGAUCGAGCAUCAUCGCAAUAAGAUCCGCCUGAGGGCCAAAAGGAAAGGCCAUUACGACUUCCCUGCUAUGGAUGAUCUCAUCGAUGGUCUUGGCGACCCCAAAGAGCAGGACCGAAUCUACCAGAGGGCCCAGAUGCAGAUUGACAAGAUACUUGAUCCAGAUAUUCACAUGCCCUCACUGUACACUGAGCCCAAGAAAAGCAACAGAGGGAAGCGUUCUCCUAAACAGAGAAGGAAACAACAGAUGAACGGUGAUCUGACAGAUGCUGACCGAGAUAGACUCAUAACGACGGACAGCGAUGGGACAUAUAGGAAAUACCCAGGAGUCAAUAACAUUGCAUAUGUGUCGGACCCAGACCAGGGUCCCGAGCACCAUAGCCCAUCCCCGACUGAUGAUGUGUUCCACAGUCCAAUUUCUCCUCCUGGCCACCUUCCUCCACCACCCCCCUAUCUGCCUCCUCAGCCAUCUAUAGAGGAGGCCCGGCAGCAAAUGCACUCUCUAUUGGACGAUGCCUUUGCCCUCGUAUCACCUUCGUCUCAGGGCAGCACAGCUGGCAUCACUCUGCCUGGGGUUGGGCUUGACCCUGGACCCCCACCUGCCUCGAGCCCACCAUCCCGUGGCCCACGGCCUUGGGGCCCAGGAUACCUGCCCUUGAAUCCCUACACAGGGAGAUAUGCUGAAUUAGGUCUGCCACCUUCCAGUGUGCAAGGUUUACCACAUAGACAGGGUUUAGGGUCUGGCUACAUCCCGUCAGGAGAGGCCCUUCCUGUUGAACAGCUACAGCCGGAGUCACUUUAUGUUGGUCGGGGGGGAAACACAGAUCAGUUGCCCUCUUCCACCAGGCCACGACCUGUAGGUGGAACUACAGGUGCCCAGCUACAUCAUUUAGCCCAUGUUGGUCUGACAGGUCGUGUAGGUGACGGCCGGCAGCCUGGCGGGUUAAGCUGGAGCCCGUAUCAUGAGGACGACAACAAGCUUGUUAACAACAGGGAGCCUGUUCUUGGCUCUCUUGACUACACUUCCAUCUCUGUAUUCCAGACCUCCAGGAAUGGUCUGAAGGAGCCAUCUGCCGCUCCUGCCCACCUGGACUCUCUCGGCCUUGGCUACGCUCCCUCCGCUCCCCACGAGGAGCCUUCCCCUCCCAACCACUCUUCCGCCUCGCUCAUCAAAGCCAUCCGAGAGGAACUGUUGCGCCUCUCCCAGAAACAGGCAGCGGUACCCAGCUACCACAGCUAAGACCUGCCCCCUCAAGCACCAUCAGGCAAAAGCUGCACUACACUGCACUGUACUUCCCAUGGAAGUGGCUUUUUUGAGAGGACAAUGACUGUAUGUCAUGUAGCCUCUGCUGCCUCUCGGUGGCAGAGUGCAUUAGGACAGGAAGAGUAGACUAUUAUCCUGUAUUCCCAAAUUCCUCAAGUUGUUCUAAACAUAAGCUCCAUCCUGAGACUGAAGAACAAUGUUUUUUACCUUGUUUACAGGCGACUGUAUAAUUUGGUAGCAACUGCUCUAUAUGACAACAAAGCUAAAAUAUGGCUGCCACACAUUCCUUUGGUCUUCUGUCAGAGGUGUGCAUGUUUUUCACAUUGUGUCGUUUCUUUGCUGUGUACACUGCCUUCACUUUUGAAUAAUUUUAUACCUUGCACUGACUCUUGUAGAUUCUCAUCACUGAAAACUGCUUUUGAUACCUUAAAUGAAUCUCUCUGAUCUACAAAAAAAAAUUAGUUUUUCUCAGUGCUGCAUCUUCCCGUUCUCUCAUGUUGCUGACUCUUUUAUAUCUGUUUAAGGCCAUCAAGCACACAUUGCCUUCAUAAUACAGUAUUGAACCCUAUACAAUAUUGUCUUAUACUUUAGGGUCCAGUAAUAGUAUUUGAAGUAGUGAUGUUUUCCACCUUCAUAUGCCUUUAUUUGGUUUGGCAUGUACAGGAGAGCUGGACAUGCAGCUGUUAUUAUGUCCAAUGCAUUGGAGGACACUAUGUUAACAUUAAAGAAAUGUUCCAGGUUCAGUACAACUUGAGAGAUUGUUAACAAAUAAAAAUGUGUUUUUAGUAAUGUACUUACAAAUACAAUAAUGGACUGG
This is a messenger RNA of Sinocyclocheilus grahami, 6283 nucleotides long. RefSeq names its product UPF0606 protein KIAA1549. The transcript has 21 exons. NCBI's taxonomy places the organism in Eukaryota, Metazoa, Chordata, Actinopteri, Cypriniformes, Cyprinidae. The record is from RefSeq and is a predicted model, not a curated record. Bases 238 to 5442 code for a protein of 1734 amino acids.